CCAGGGUUUUCUCUGUCCGUCUGUCUGUCUGCAGUGAUUAUUCCCCCUUUACAACAGCCACUCACUGAGAAAGGCCAUGGCCGUGCCUUCUCUCUCAGCCCCUCUCCUCGUGGCUCUGUUUCAGCUUGCAGUACUACCUCUUGUUCACGCGGGGGUAUACUACGGACACAAACAGCACCAGCAGCACCCCCAGCAGCAACCCCAGCAGCACCAGCCUAUGCCACACCUGUCCCACAUGGGCAUGGGCAGCAAAGAGCAGCACCCUCAGCAGCAGUGGCCAGGAAAGGACAUGCCCCACAUGCAGUACCCCCAUUACAGAAAAGAGAUCCCCCAGAUGCCCAUGCAUAUGGGCAAGGAGUACCCCCGCAAAGGUGUGGUAGUCAACAGUGGACAGGACAAAGGUCAGACCAUCCCCAGUGGGGCUGUGGGAGGUCUCCCUGGAGGCCUGCCAGGAGAGCAGGGCCCAGCUGGGCCUGCAGGACCUGAGGGACCCUCUGGGCCACCAGGUCCUCCUGGGGUAGGACAGCCAGGAGGUGAAGGAAAACCAGGCUCUGCUGGUUCCCCAGGAUUCCCUGGUGUAGGCAAACCAGGACUCCCGGGAAUUCCAGGCAAGCCAGGGGGCAUGGGAGACCCAGGUGUACCUGGAGAGCUGGGCCCCAGUGGUGGAGACGGUCAUAUGGGGCAGCCAGGGCCUCAGGGCCCCCCUGGUCCUCCAGGUCUCCCGGGGAUAGGAAAACCAGGGGUUGGGGGGUUACCAGGACAACCAGGACCCAAGGGGGAGCCAGGACAUAAGGGCCUGCCGGGACUACCAGGAUUACCAGGACCCAAGGGUGACAAGGGAAUUGGACAGCCAGGACAGCCAGGCCACAAAGGGCCAGCAGGACCCCCUGGACCUCCAGGCCAGGGAGGGAUGCCCGGUGUGGGCAAGCUUGGAAUGAAUGGCAUAUCGGGGCCACCAGGAGGACCAGGGAAACCAGGCCCUCCUGGAGAGCAGGGGCUGGCUGGACCAGCAGGAGAGGGUGGCGAGACCGGUCCACCAGGGUUGCCAGGCCAGGGAAAACCAGGCCAGAAUGGUCUGCCUGGACAACCAGGCAUGCCUGGUGGGAAAGGGCACCCAGGCCCUCCAGGUUUGCCAGGGAAGCCUGGAUUGCCCGGAUUUGGAAAACCAGGAUUCCCAGGACCCAAGGGAGAUAAAGGGAUGGGUGGGAUGCCCGGAGGCCCAGGACCGAAGGGAGACAAAGGCCAUGGAGGACUUCCAGGUGUGAUUGGACCACCUGGACCAAUCGGACCAGCUGGUCCCCUUGGCCCUAUAGGACCCCCUGGAGGUCUUGGCCAACCAGGGGCAAAAGGAGAGGCUGGAGAGGGAGGGCAAAAGGGGCUGCCAGGUGGCCAGGGUGAGCCUGGUCCUCCUGGACUUCAUGGUCAGAAUGGCUUCCCUGGAGAGGGAGGAGAGCCAGGGCCAAGGGGUCCCGCUGGGCCUGUAGGACCCCAAGGGGAAGGCGGACACAAAGGGUUACCAGGCGCCCCUGGCAUUCCAGGCCUAUCUGGGCCAAAGGGAGAGGGAGGACUUCCAGGAGAGAAGGGUCCCCAAGGCCCUAAGGGCAUUCCAGGUCUGGGAGGUGCAGGUGGGCCGAUCGGACCUCCUGGUGCCCCUGGGUCUAAAGGUGACAGCGGAUUACCUGGUCUUCCCGGCGUUGAGGGUAACGGAAACCCAGGUGUCCCUGGUCCUCUUGGACCUCCAGGUAAAGAAGGUCCUGGAGGACCACCAGGAAAUCCAGGCCAGCCAGGUCUACCUGGUCCCCCAGGCCCACCCGGACCCCCCGCCCUCUCCCCUAACAUGGGAGCAGUCCUCACUGAGAUGGGUAUUCCUCCUGGGCUGGAUGGAGUCAAGACCACCGGCUAUGGCAAGAAGGGGAAAUAUGGAGGAAACAGUGGAGAGGUAAUGGGCGCCAGCGGUCUGGAGAUGCCAGCGUUCACGGCUCUGGUGACCACACCCUUCCCACCAGUGGGCAUGCCUGUGGUGUUCGACAAGAUCCUGUACAACGGCCGUCAGAACUACAACCCCCAGACAGGCGUGUUUACCUGUGACAUGCCCGGGAUCUACUACUUUGCCUACCACGUCCACUGCAAAGGGGCCAACGUGUGGGUGGCGCUGAUGAGGAACGAUGAGCCUGUGAUGUACACAUAUGACGAGUAUAAGAAGGGAUUCCUGGAUCAGGCGUCGGGGAGCGCAGUGUUACCUCUACAACCCGGGGACACCGUGUACCUCCAGCUACCCUCGGACCAGGCCGCAGGACUAUACGCUGGCCAAUACGUCCACUCAUCCUUCUCUGGGUACUUGUUGUACCCUAUGUAGCAACAACUAUAGAGAGGAAGAGACAGUGACAGAGGGAGAAAAUGUUGGAGAAAUGUAAGCAUUGUUUAUAGAAGUCUUUAAAUGUGUAUGUUUUUUUUUAAACAUCAACUAUGUUGAGAUUGAUGCUGUUGAGAUCGACGCUCUUGAGAUCGACAGCGAUGGGAGGACGCGUCACACAGUCCCUGGGAAAAUCUGAGAGAGGAGUGUGUAUGUGUGUGAGUGAAUGUACAUAUAUGCAGUUUUUAUAACCAUUUAUGUUGUGGUACAAAGAUUUCUGAAUCUAUGUACCGCUCUUAAGAGUGUUACAACGUUACAACACACUGCAUGAAAAGAUGCCAUUACAUCAACAGGGUUCACAUAUUGUGAAAUGUAGUCAUAUGUACAGUUGAAAUCGGAAGUUUACAUACACCUUAGCCAAAUACAUUUAAACUCAGCUUGUCACAAUUCCUUACAUUCAAUCCU
Messenger RNA from Oncorhynchus kisutch (coho salmon), 2818 nucleotides. RefSeq names its product collagen, type VIII, alpha 1a (gene col8a1a). Bases 77 to 2356 code for a protein of 759 amino acids. Gene Ontology annotation, molecular function: protein binding. NCBI's taxonomy places the organism in Eukaryota, Metazoa, Chordata, Actinopteri, Salmoniformes, Salmonidae. The record is from RefSeq and is a predicted model, not a curated record. The transcript has 3 exons.